Molecule: messenger RNA, 966 nt
Organism: Alternaria viburni
Lineage: Eukaryota; Fungi; Ascomycota; Dothideomycetes; Pleosporales; Pleosporaceae
Exons: 4
Coding region: 1-966 (321 amino acids)
Source: RefSeq, a predicted model, not a curated record
AUGGCGCACGAUUACCGCUCACCACUCGACAACGCGGACGAAGAGCUGGUAAAGUACAAGAACCCGUACCUCAAAGGCAUGGGAGAUCAGAGCAUAUGUACCAUCUGGCCGACCGAUGCACCUACAGACUACAUACGCAGCGCCACCGUCUUCCUCGAAGCCGAAUACGCAAAUCCCGAUUCGCCAAUCCACCAAGACCCUCCGCUACCCAUCCCACCAGAUCCCGACGACAACUCACUCAGACCCCUCAAAACCGACGACGAUGUCUUCGACGCUGCUCGUAUAUGGCUCAAAUGUCCUCUCGAUCACGCCAUCGUGAUGAAAUAUCCUACUCAACUCGUGCAACUCAAUGGCUUGGUCAAAAUGCGCGUCGCCAGUACCGUCCUCGCUCUUUCCUCCGCCGCAUCAGGCUUCAUCCACCCUCGUCAAGCCUCUUACAACGAGACGAACUCCACGCCCAAUGUCGCGGCCGCACAAUAUGACGGAACCUGUUUUUACCCCGUCCCUGAUUCCAAGUUCAACCUGAACGCGUAUCUCGGUACCUGGUAUCAGGUCGCUGGUACACCAUUCGGUCCUACAGCCGGCGCACGCUGCGUGUCCGCAAACUACGAGCUCAACGACAAUGGCACGGUGCGCGUCACGAACACUGCGACUGUCGGCCCACGAACUGUCGACAUCGUCGGCACAGCCACGCCCGUAGACUCUGCUUAUGGCGCCGGUGGUGCUUUCGUUGUCAGCUUCCCUGGCACGCCAUCAACGGCAGAAUGCCCAGGACCAAACUAUAUUGUGCAAGAUUAUGCCGUCGAUUGGGCGAUUGUCCAGACGCAGAAGUGGAACACGCUGUACAUCCUAAGCAGGGUGCGACAACCAGCCGCUGAAAGCAUCGAUGCAUGGAUUGAUCGCGCUGUGGCUUUCGGAUCGAACGCAUCCUCGAUCAUGAAGUUCAACCAGACGGGCUGCGAGUAG